AUGGUGACGGUGGACUGCCCGAUGCGGUUCCAGGCUUACCCGUUCGAUGUCCAGAACUGCUCCCUGGCAAUGACCUCGUACGAAUACAACCACGAGGAGCUGUCUCUGUUCUGGCUGGCCGAGGGCGUCAGCUACUCCCACCAGCUGAUGGACCAGCUGCCCGGUUACGACCUGCUCGUGCUGCCCGAGGUCGUCACCACCCACAACUGGUGCCACGACUGCAUCCUGGAGCCAGCCUCGGCCGUGCAGAGUGGCAUCCUCCUGUCGCGUAGGUACAGCGCCCACCUGCUCAACGUGUACAUUCCCUCGGCGCUGUUCGUGGUCGUGGCCUGGGCGUCGUUCUUCUGGCCGCCUGAGGUCGUUCCGGGUCGCACGGUCUUGGUCAUCACGUCGCUGCUCACCGUCGUGUCCAUGUACGCCGCCGUCAGCCCCCACACGGACUACGUGAAGGCAAUCGACAUCUGGUUCUUCGUGUGCAUCCUUUUCAAUGUGCUCGUCUUGCUUCAGUUUGCAACACUGAUCACGUAA
Penaeus indicus is the source of this 528-nucleotide messenger RNA. Its product is annotated as glutamate-gated chloride channel alpha-like. The record is from RefSeq and is a predicted model, not a curated record. Gene Ontology annotation, cellular component: neuron projection; synapse; plasma membrane. Gene Ontology annotation, molecular function: chloride channel activity; transmembrane signaling receptor activity; excitatory extracellular ligand-gated monoatomic ion channel activity. Gene Ontology annotation, biological process: nervous system process; signal transduction; regulation of membrane potential. The coding region runs from base 1 to 528 and encodes 175 amino acids. Lineage: Eukaryota; Metazoa; Arthropoda; Malacostraca; Decapoda; Penaeidae. The transcript is spliced from 4 exons.